Sitodiplosis mosellana (orange wheat blossom midge) is the source of this 809-nucleotide messenger RNA. It is a transcript of the gene PDCD-5, whose product is annotated as programmed cell death protein 5. The record is from RefSeq and is a predicted model, not a curated record. Gene Ontology annotation, cellular component: nucleus; cytosol. The coding region runs from base 219 to 617 and encodes 132 amino acids. Gene Ontology annotation, molecular function: DNA binding. The transcript has 3 exons. NCBI's taxonomy places the organism in Eukaryota, Metazoa, Arthropoda, Insecta, Diptera, Cecidomyiidae.
UUUUGGUAAGCCUUAUACUAGCCUUAACCAAAAAGAAAUCUCUGAAUCAUACGAAUAUUCUUAUAUUUACAUAUACAACCUCAUUUCUAUUGACGAAAUUGGUAGAAUUGGUGCAAAUUUCUAAAGAUCUUUUCGACUCAGUUUAAUAAACAUUAAAAAAGUUGUAUAAAACCAUUUUACAGUUUAAAAAACAGAGAUUCUAAAAAUAAUCACAAGCCAUGGACGACAAAGAACUUGAUCAAAUCCGGCAACAAAGAAUUGCCCAAAUGGAGUCACAAUUUGGUGGAAAGGAUGCCGAACAACAAAAAGCUAUGCAAGAUCGGGCUCGUCAACAAGAAGACGCUAAAAACUCAAUUUUAUCACAGAUUAUGGAUCAAAAUGCCCGCGCUCGAUUAAACACAUUGAAAAUCAGCAAACCCGAAAAAGCACAAAUGGUGGAGGGAAUGAUUGUUCGCAUGGCGCAAAUGGGUCAAUUACAGGGCAAACUAGAUGAUGCACAACUCGUUCAACUAUUGGAAAGUGUCAAUUCACAAAUGCCUCGCAGUACAUCCAGCGUGAAAUUUGAUCGUAGGCGUGCCGCUAUUGAUUCAGACGAUGAAGACGAUUAUGGAUUGUAGAAGCUCCAUCUUUAAACCGUCCUCUUUACUUCGGUCUCUGUUUUAAUUGUGCAUUUGCUUUUGCUUCUCAAAAUUUCUGAAUCACACCCUUAACUUUAACUCAUUUUUUUUAAUCUUCAAUUUCCUUUUUCGUUCGAAUCGCUAAUUUUUGUAAAACCAUUAAUCGAUAAUAAAAGGAUAUAAUUUCACAAA